AUGAUGUCCUCCAAUAAUCCAGACCCUCAGUCUCGAGACCCGGCACCCAAGGGGAAAUCCCGCAAGACCGACCCGAAUGCUCCCGUCCGAAAACGCCGCAAGAGAACCGUCGUCAGCGGGGCUUCUGAUGACUGCUUUGCCUUGCCUCGAACUUGGUCGCGAAUGUUCCGGAUACAAGACGACGUUGACAUGGGGGUUGGAGUCGCAAGCCGAGGCAAGCUCCGCGGACAGAAGCUGCCGGUGAUGGACUCGGAAGAGCAAGCGACACCUGCGAAACCACAACCAAAGGCUUCGAACAGCAGUGGACCGUCUUCAUCGCGGGCUCCCUAUAAUGCUUCGGUUCCGGUGCCUCCAGUCACUGGCCCGGAAGUCUCAUCGUUCGACGCUGGGACCGCCAAUGUGAAAAUGGAAAGUUCACCACCCAUGAUGCCGGGGUUCGAUAUGCCGUGGACAAUGGAUAUGCCAGAUCCCCAGUCGUGGUCUAACACGGCUACUUCGACACCUAAGAUUUCAGGGCUUCCAUUACCAUCCCGACCUCUGGUUCCAAAUACUACACAAUACAUGACUCCGGAUACGGCAUUGCAGUAUGCUCCUAUAUUAAGCCCAACAGCCAGCUUUAAUUCUCCAGUCUGGCCUACUGCAAUGCCCAUUCCAUAUCAGCCUGUCACCCCACCAUCGUCACAAGAUGUUGAAGAAGAGGAUGUCAAGAGAGAUUCUAAUUACCAUAUGCUGUGGAACGCUGCACAUUCUCCAUCACUAUCUCAACUUCUUUUGGCGCGAUCCGUGGGAAAGACACCCCGUCUUCGAUAUCUCAUCAGCUACUAUGCUGAAGUCAUUGCUCCCAUGAUUGUUGCCUUUGACAGCCCAACAAAUCCAUUCCGUACGCAUGUCAUCCGUUUGGCGGUGGAGAGCGAGGCUCUACAAGAAGCAAUUGCAACACUGGCUACAAGUAAUUUGCGACAAAGGCGAGAACAUAACCAUCGUUCUACUGAAAGAACACUACCAGCACGCAUGGCAUCGAUGGCUCACCGUGCCCUUACUGAUGAAGACUUCCAAGAUCGCUAUGGCAUCUCGGUUCCGGAAGGAUACGUGAGGGAAGAAAAUCACCACCGCGGGAUGGCCGUCAAGGCAUUGAAUGCCGAUUUGGCUGACCCCCGUCGAAGACUGUCAGACUCGGUAUUGGCAACACUUCUAAUGCUCUGCCUAUUUCAUGGUUGUGACACUGGUGUUGCCGAGUUCCGGGCACAAUUUGCAGGAGUGACAAGGCUCCUAGCGAUCCGAAUGCGCCAUUCUCGUGUGAUGACAGAAGAUCUCAAAUGGUUCAUCCGCAUGUUCUCAUGGUUCGAUACGCUUACAGCUACUACAAAUGAUCGUGACGUACAGCUUCGUGGGACAUGCUUGGAGAUAAGUUCAAAAACCGAUGGAGAAUGGGGUCUGGAGAACCUAGCUGGUUGUGAUGGUCGUCUGUUCAAAUUGAUCUCCCAGCUGGGUCGCUUGAACCUUCUCAGUCAAGAUCAAACCCCCAAUCUCUCGCGCCCAACUGAUGCUGCUGUCUCCACCGCCUCUCUUCCCCCUUCUAUGCUAUUCCCCGGGUGGGAGACGGUCACUCCAGACCCUAUGGCUGGCUCCAUGCCGCUUCCUGGAUACGGGUUCUCCCUCCCCACACCGCCGCAGAGCAGCGAACAGUCCCGUCGUCCAUCCUCUCCAGAAUUCUGGACUGAAUGGUAUUCACUUAGGCAGCGACUUGAAUCCUGGCGAUUCGACCCACCUGCUGAAGCCUCUUUCCCUUCUCCGCCUUUGUCUGCAUCUACUAUGUCAUGGAACUCCACCAACUACACCAUGCCGCAGACCUCCACAUCUGCGUACCAAGUGGCCCCCGAGAAUCUCCAGGACGUCUUCCAGAUCUCGGAGUGUUUUCGCCAUGCCGCGCUUCUAUACUGUGAACGUCUAGCUGAGCCAACUCUCCCGUCACGGCAUGGACGUAUCCAGCACCUCGUUCAACUGGCCAUGCACUGUCUUUAUACCGUGCAGUCAGAUGUAUACCUCCUCUGGCCAUUAUUCAUCGUCGGGUCGGAGUGUGUCGAGGAGAAUCACCGAUCGAUCAUCCGAAAUCGCUGCAAGGAUAUUUCCAAGGACUCCGGCUUUGUCAACAACCUAUCAUGUUUAGAGCUCCUAGAACGGAUCUGGGCUGAGUAUUCUGAUGAAUCCUCGUAUCCCGUUUAUCCAAGUGACUUCGGACCGCCACCUCCGCUGGCUGGAGGUCGGGCACCUACGUCGCAGGCCUUCCGGUGGUCCCAAGUCAUGCAGGCCAAGCGGGGCGAAGGAGAAUACAUGGUGGCAUAG
This is a messenger RNA of Penicillium canescens, 2343 nucleotides long. Its product is annotated as fungal specific transcription factor domain-containing protein. The record is from RefSeq and is a predicted model, not a curated record. Gene Ontology annotation, molecular function: transcription cis-regulatory region binding; DNA-binding transcription factor activity. NCBI's taxonomy places the organism in Eukaryota, Fungi, Ascomycota, Eurotiomycetes, Eurotiales, Aspergillaceae. Gene Ontology annotation, cellular component: nucleus. Gene Ontology annotation, biological process: positive regulation of transcription by RNA polymerase II. Bases 1 to 2343 code for a protein of 780 amino acids. The transcript has 2 exons.